Oncorhynchus gorbuscha (pink salmon) is the source of this 2749-nucleotide messenger RNA. Its product is annotated as autism susceptibility gene 2 protein homolog. The transcript is spliced from 12 exons. Lineage: Eukaryota; Metazoa; Chordata; Actinopteri; Salmoniformes; Salmonidae. The record is from RefSeq and is a predicted model, not a curated record. Bases 129 to 2282 code for a protein of 717 amino acids.
GCGAACCCUCCCCCCCAUCCCCCCACUUCGGGCGCCAUUCUUCUCCCUUGCCAGCCCUCCCCCUGUCCAUCUCAGAGCUGUCCGCACCCCACUUCUUCCUGCCAGGUCACGGGCAUCGCCACCCUGCCAUGUUCACUAGUCCUGCGGGAUUAGCAACCAGCGGUAUUGUAGGACGGUCCACUCGAGCAGGCUGCUCAGAGCACGACCUGCUUCGCCAGGAACUGAACAACCAUUUCCUGGCACAGACUGCAGUUAGAGGGGCAGGCUCUGAGCCACCUCUACUGAGGGCAGAAUUCCACCAGCACACACACCAGCACCAACAUCAGCACCAACACCAGCUCACCUUCUCACCCUACCCCAACGGGUUGCCUCCUCCACCAGGCAUCGUCUCUACACCCCCAAAUAUGGGUCACACAGCUGCCCUAAAUUUGGAAAAGUACUCAGCAAAACUGGAAAACCCUUACCUAAGACAUCAACAUUUCUACCCCUCCUACCCCCCAGUGAUGCCAGCCCUGCACCCCCACUCAGGACCCCCAGGACCUUUCAGCUCUCUGCAAGGAGCCUUCCAGCCUAAGUCUAUGGAUGUAGUGACACGGCCAGAAGUCCCUCUACUACCAAAGGACCCACGGAUAGCUGAUCCAUUCAGAUCAUCAGCUAGGAAGGUUGGCAAAUGGUGUCUAAUGCAUGGCCAGAUCGCAUGGCAGAUUCAUCACCACCAGCAGAGAAUGAAGCAGAACAUGCACUUUGAUCCACAUCAGCUGAAUAUGAGCAGGGUGAAGCUGGACCUGUUUAGUCGGCCAGCUGCACCAGGUCUUCCUCCUGGACUAUCCUAUGGCCAUGACAUGGCCCGACCUUUCCUGUCCUCCUCAGGUCAUUUGUCUGCAUCACCAUUCAAUGCCCCCACUCAUCACGGCCACUAUCAACAUGCUAGCCACCUUACUGAUCCAUUUGAUCGAGCUAGUCACUAUGGAAACCUUGGACAACUGGCAACUAAUGCAUUUGGCGGCCUGGGUGCCCCAUCUCUUGGCCCAGGCAGCCCGUUUGGUGACAGGCAGGGCCAUGGGUUGCCAGGUUUUGUCAGCCACCCUCAGGAAGCCUGGAACCGCCUGCAACGAAUGCCCCCCUCCUUCCCCACGCCUCCAGCACAGUCCAGGCCUGCUGAUGUGGCCCGCAAGCUCACAGUCCAGAGCAUUGAGAGGGAAAGGGAAGCUAAGAAAAGGGAUCACUCUGCUACCAAGGAGGAGUCAGAGAGAGACGGAAAUUCUCUGGAAAGAAGCCAUCAAUCCACCCACACAUCCUCAGGCUUUCAGAUUAGUAAUCUGAUUAGAAGCAGCAGCCCAGAAAGGAAGAGGAGUAGCCCAGAUCAGGGUCGUCGUCAGGCUGAGAGGGACGGCACCUCGCUGGGGAGAGUCCAGGUGAAGCAGAGCUCCUCUCCAGCGCUGGAGGUGCAGGAUAGGGGAUCCUCAAACCCUUAUAACACAGUGAAGAAUCACCAAUCCAGUGAGAGCACACAAACCCUGAAGGGACCUUUAAACAUAAAGCAGGAACACAGAGAUGAGCCAGAGGUUAUGGCUGGGCCACUAGAAAUGACCCUCUUACUCCCACCAGGCCACUCUCAGGCUCCACACCCCUCAUCAAGGCACAGCCACUUCCCUGUCGCAGGCAUGCUUCAGAGCAGCCAUCUACCUCACUCUCUACCACUCUCCAUGAGCCCCAUGCACCCAGUGAGCAGCCUCAGUGCAAUGGAGCGUGCCCGUGUCCAGCCCUUCAUGGGGGUCGGUUCACUAGCCACAGGUCGAGACCACUGUGUGCCCCUUCACCUCUCGGGCCCCUGGGAUCCACUACGAGACCCCUACAGAGGUCUGUACCUGCAGAGCCAGCAGGUACAUACGACCUAUGACCCUGAGAAAGGCCACAGACAGCGGGAGCAACACCCCCACCCACAGCCGCACCUACAGGACAGUCACCGACAGGCAGAGGAGAGGGCCAGGUUGCACCAGCUCCAGGGGUCUCCCAUGGAGGGCCACCUAGCACACACACCCUCCUUUACGUCCUCCCUGGGUGGGGUGAUGUACCCCAGGCUCAGCCCCUCAGCUCCACACAGUGGCCAUCUGAACAGGACUCCUCCUACUGCUACUCUCAGUGCCCCACCUCCUCUGGUGCCCACCUCCACCACAUCCCCUGGCAUACCUUCCACUCCUCGAAAGACCACACCCACCAGUGCCCCACCCUCUGGGGACCCAACCCCAUCCUACAAUCCUAAAGAGGUGGAGGCACAGUAGCAUGGAAGUCUCUCAGAUAUAAGAGACAAGACUCUAUACAGUACACACUCAACUUGACGACUUUAUGUAAAAAUAGUAUAUUGUAGAUUAUAUGUUAAUAAAUAACAAGUUUAAGUAGUGAGUCUGCAUAGAAACGGUUGAAUAAGUUGAGUAACUAUUGCUUGAUAAUGUUAUUUGAUAGUAAUAUAUGAGUAUUUUGUAAGAUUUAUAUUCCCUCUCUGUGUACAGAAAUAGAUUUUAUGAAUUUGUACAUUUGUGUAAUUAAUGCAUUACCUUUGUUUAAUACACAUGUAUUACACAUUAUUUAUCAAUAGGUAAAACUGACAAAAUAUGUUCUCCUCUUGAUUGAUAGUUUUUAGGUUAAUGUAACUUUGUUUCUUACCUGAAAAUGACUUUCACUUUGUGGAAAUAUUCACAUAACCUGUCAUUUGUUUCUAUAAAGAAUGUCUAUUUAAACAAAAAUGGAA